AUGGCUACAAGACAUAAGGAUGAUGUUUUGGAAAAAGCAGAUGAACCACAUGCUCAGGCUCCAGCCGCGAGUUUAUAUAAAUCACAGUCCUCCCGACUCCUAGGCCGCUUACGAAUAUACGGCCGAAGAUUCUCUAGAACUCCGAGGGGUCUCCAACUUUAUAGGUUGUCUUCGUUGCCUUACAUUCCCCAUGCGCUGAUUGCCACCCGAGAUUAUCAACGAGAUCCUCCUCACUCCAACCUUUUGCGCCUCGGCAUUGAUGAUAUGGUCGGUAACGAUGUCAUGAGGUGUUGGACGUUCCUUCAGCUUCAAAGUUUAGUCGCUCUUCGCUCCGAGGUCAGCGUAGUUGCGGAGACGCUGUUUCAUCCUCAGUUGGAGGAACUGAACUUGCAUGGUCAACUUCCACAGACUGAAGCGCCUAAGUCGGACGUCAGCGAAGAGCACCCCAGAUCCGUGCUCCCGAAGCUUGUCAUGCAGAGUGAAAAGCCUGCUUUGGUUCCUUCGCUAGAACAUUUAUCGGCUACGUCGCGGACACCCACGCUGAAGGGCGCAUGCGUAUUUUAUGAAUGGUAUGAGGAGAUUGUGCACUUUGAACAAGAGCUCCUUGCGAAGAAUUUGAUAUCCGAGGAUAACGACGGCCACGUCAUAGGGAAUCAAAUCGAACACAAAGCUAAGCUCCAGGGUACCGUCUUUGUCCUAACGGCUGCUCACAAAAAUCUCUCCCCACUGAUCAAACCCAGCGCCCUCUCGCUCCCCGCUUUAAUCGUACACUUGAAUGGUGUCGGGUGA
Guyanagaster necrorhizus is the source of this 789-nucleotide messenger RNA. RefSeq lists its product as uncharacterized. The coding region runs from base 1 to 789 and encodes 262 amino acids. The record is from RefSeq and is a predicted model, not a curated record. Lineage: Eukaryota; Fungi; Basidiomycota; Agaricomycetes; Agaricales; Physalacriaceae. The transcript is spliced from 5 exons.